Messenger RNA from Ipomoea triloba (trilobed morning glory), 411 nucleotides. Its product is annotated as 14 kDa proline-rich protein DC2.15-like. The transcript has a single exon. Lineage: Eukaryota; Viridiplantae; Streptophyta; Magnoliopsida; Solanales; Convolvulaceae. Bases 1 to 411 code for a protein of 136 amino acids. The record is from RefSeq and is a predicted model, not a curated record.
AUGGCUUCCAAAGCUCAAGCCAUUUUUGUUUCCUUCAAUAUCUUCUUCUUUGCCGUCACCACUGCAACUCAAUACCCUGCAGCUAUCCCCGGAUUCCUCACCACCGCCGGAGGCAACGUUGGCACCGGCGGAGGCAACGGCGGCGGAGGAGCAGGAGAAUGCCCGAGAGAUGUUUUGAAAUUGGGUGUAUGUUUAAAUUUACUAGGGGGAUUGGUGGGGGUCGAGGUGGGUUCUCCUCCGACAUUGCCAUGCUGCACCUUGCUCGCCGGAUUGACUGAUCUAGAGGUGGCGGCUUGCCUUUGCACCGCCAUCAGAGCCGACGCGCUGGGAAUUAAUCUGAAUAUUCCGGUCGAUCUUAGCCUCAUCUUCAAUGACUGUGGACGUGAAGUUCCAAAUGGCUUCACCUGCUAA